Messenger RNA from Telopea speciosissima, 2867 nucleotides. RefSeq names its product cyclin-A1-1. The coding region runs from base 108 to 2495 and encodes 795 amino acids. Gene Ontology annotation, molecular function: cyclin-dependent protein serine/threonine kinase regulator activity. Gene Ontology annotation, cellular component: centrosome; nucleus; cytoplasm. Lineage: Eukaryota; Viridiplantae; Streptophyta; Magnoliopsida; Proteales; Proteaceae. The transcript is spliced from 31 exons. The record is from RefSeq and is a predicted model, not a curated record. Gene Ontology annotation, biological process: mitotic cell cycle phase transition; regulation of cyclin-dependent protein serine/threonine kinase activity.
CCCAGACAAAACCAACGGUUUCUUUCUUAAUUCUUACCGAGGACAGUCGGCUAGAACGAACGAAAGGGGAAAAGAGUUUCGCGGAACCAAAAAGAGAGCAUAGCACGAUGGUUUCAUCUAAGGUUAAGUUGAUUAGUGGUCGAGUUGCAGAAAACCAACGCAUUGUCAAGAACGCCGGUACGAGAGGUUUUAAGUUUUAUUCAGAUACUGAAAGGAUAAAAGUUCGUGGAAAUGAGGCGGUUGGUUCUGAUGUCAUGAAAACUGGAAGAAAACUAUUGGCGAUGACAAGAAAAUCAUUGUCUCCGACAGAAGGUGAUAAUCAGACUGAUUUGAAUAAUCCAAAGGGUACUGCUGAUUGUUCAAAGACAAGUAUGCCCAAGUCUGGCAGUUCUGUCAAGAUUAAGGUUAGGAGAAAAGUAUUGGCUGAUGUCAGCAAUGUAAAGAGUUACAUCCUAAGGAGUCGAGCAACCGAUGGCUCCAAACCACUGAAAUCAUUGUCUCCGACAGAAGGUGUUGAUCAGACUGAUUUGUAUCAUCAGAAGGGUACUGCUGAUAGUUCAAAGAAAAGUAAGCUCAAAUCUGGUAGUUCUGUCAAGAUAAAUGGGAGGAAAGUAUUGGCUGAUGUCACCACUGUAAGGAAUUACAUCCGAAGGAGUCGAGCAAGCGAUGGCUCCAAACCACUGAAAUCAUUGUCGCCAACAGAAGGUGUUGAUCAGACUGAUUUGAAUCAUCAGAAGGAUACUGCUGAUAGUUCAAAGAAAAGUAAGCCCAAAUCUGGUAGUUCUGUCAAGAUAAAGGAUGGGAGAAAAGUAUUGGCUGAUGUCAGCACCGUAAGGAAUUACAUCGUAAGGAGUCGAGCAAGUGAUGGCUCCAAACCACAGAAUGACAAAAGUGGGGGAAGUUUCUCAAUACAGCACAAGAUUCAAGGAGGGAAAGCUUUAUAUGGGUCAAGGGUUUCAGUGGGUCAGAGUACUGACUUUGCAACUGCAAUAUCAAGAAAACCUGUAAUGGGAAAAGGUACAGCAAACCGAAGUGUUGAAACUCACCUCCGGAAGAAUAGUGGUAUCAGAGACUCUAAGAUUUAUUCUGACAAGCUUAAGGCCCUGAAACAAGAAAUUGGUACAGAUGGCAGGAAAAGUGCUAGAAAGCCUCUAACGUUGACAAGGAAGUCAUUGCCAGUCACAAGGAUGAUGAACAAGACCCAUUCAACUCAUGAUAAAGGUGAAAAUUCAAAAAAAGGUACAAGAACUUGUAAUUUCUCGGUUACAACUAUGGUUGGAGGGAAGGUGGUGCCCAAUGUAAGAGGUGCAAAAAAUCAUCUUUUGCGGAGCCGAGUGAGUGAUGGUUUUGUCUCAAUGGUUCCUGUGGGUCGAAGUACCUUGCGUACAAGUGCAUUGUCAAGAAAACCAAUCAAGACAGCUAAUAGAACCACACACACAUCCUCCAAUUCCCAGAAGACCUCAACUUUCAACUACAAAUCAAAUUAUUCUUCUUCAUCUGCUGUUGCAAAUAUAACCAAGGACAAAGAAGAGGAAGUAAUAAAGGCUUCUGCUCCUGAGAAUGCUGCUGGGGUGACUUCUAGAAGCAGAGCUAGUCGUCGAAGAUCAUUUACAUCUUUGCUAGUGGGGGCUAGAUCAAAGGUAUUAGGUGAGCUUGCUGAAGGUGUCAAACAGGAAGAGCUACCGAGUAUUGAUGAUAACACUAAUGAUCUUGAAGUAGCAGAAUACGUUGAUGAGAUCUAUCAGUAUUAUUGGCUUAUGGAGACCGAAAAUCCAUCCCUGGAAAAUUACAUGAUGAUACAGAAAGAGAUAACUCCAGCAUUGCGUGGAAUACUGAUCAACUGGUUAAUUGAAGUACACCUCAAAUUUGAAUUGAUGCAAGAGACAUUGUUUCUCAUGGUAGCAUUGCUGGACAGAUUCCUUUCUAAGGUUAUAAUUGAAAAGAAGGAAUUGCAGUUGGUUGGUCUUACAGCACUCUUAUUAGCAUCCAAAUAUGAGGACUUUUGGCAUCCUAAGGUCAAAGACUUAAUUAGCAUCACGGCAGACUCAUACACAAGAGAUCAAAUGCUUGGAAUGGAGAAGCUUAUCCUUAAAAAGUUGAUGUUCCGUUUGAAUGCACCAACUCUAUAUGUGUUUAUGUUAAGAUUUCUCAAGGCUGCUAAAUCAGAUACUAAGCUUGAGCAUUUAGCAUUCUACUUAAUUGAGUUGUCGCUGGUUGAAUAUGAAGCUUUGAAGUUCAAACCAUCACUGUUAUGUGCAUCAGCGAUCUAUCUUGCACGUUUUACUCUGCAAAUCAGCCCAGCUUGGACCAAACUGCUAAGAAAACAUACGCACUAUGAAGAAUCUGAUCUGAGGGACUGUGCUGAUAUGAUCUUAGGAUUCCAAAAAACUUCUGGUAGAGGACCAUUAAGAGUUACACAUGAUAAAUAUAUGCAAAAUGAUCGUAGUUGUGUUGCAGCUAUAAAAGCCAUGGACAGGCUUCCUCUUAUGAUGUAAAAUGUUUUUUGUAUGUAAAUAUGACCGGAAGUUAUUCAGUGGUGGAGAGUAGGCUUCAGAUGCUGGUUUUUUGAGUGCAUUGAAUCCUUGAAGACAGAUACCUCCACAACAGGUACAAAUUGCCCUGCCAUUCUACGUGUAGCAUGUAUCAAGAAGCAUGCUCCAGUUGCAUCUGAGAAGAAGUCAGUUAUCUCUUUUGGAUACCGAGUGAACCGAGUUUUUUUUGUCAAUAUAAAACCCAUAGUUAAUUACGAAGUCAAUUUGUCUGUAACAUAGAUGAUCAUCAUCAGCUUUAAGAACAAUUUGUGAUCAGGAUUUGAGCUCCUAGAAUAUUGUCGUGAAGAGACGGGUUAUAAAUGUGUGUUUGGAUCU